Paramecium octaurelia is the source of this 4277-nucleotide messenger RNA. Lineage: Eukaryota; Ciliophora; Oligohymenophorea; Peniculida; Parameciidae. The record is from the annotation of a GenBank genome assembly.
AUGGCACAAAUGAUUCUGUAAAGUUGGUUCUAAAGAUCUUAGGGGCUACGGAUUUUCUAAAGAUUCAUCCAUCUCAUUUUACUUAAUUAUUUUUUUUCAGAAGUCAGUGCUCAAACAGAAAUCAGCCGAUCCUUUUUUAGUCCUUUUAGCACAGAUGAUAGUAAUUAAAGCUUUUAUUAUAGAUUGGAAAGCAUACUUAGCAUAAAAUUCUAACCACAUCACUAAUUGUGUAACUUCUGAUAUAUACGGAGGACGAUUGGUCUUUAAUUCAUAGACUGUCAUAACGAAGACAUAUAUCCUUCCUCCUCAUUAUAAGAUAUAGUUUGAAUUCAAAUUCUGGAGGUUUGUAUUUUUUUACAUUUAUUACUUAGAUUGGAUCCUUGGUCCUCCGCAUAUUACAUCUUAUUUAUUAAUGGAUAAUAAGAAUACUCCUCUAAUCCAUUCAAUAAUACAGGAGAAUAAAUUUGUGGAAGUGGAACUCUUGGAUAGAUUGAUUAAGUUAGCAAAUAAGUUGCUCAUACAGGAAAUUCAGCCAUAAUAUUUAUAGUUUCUAGAUAAAAUUCAGCAUACUGGGGAAUCUCUGAUUUCAUAUUGUCAGUUUUGAAAUGUCCACAUUUUUGUGAUUCAGAUGGAGUUUGUCUUAAAUGGUAUAGGGUUUUAGCUUAUUUUAAAACUCUAAUAUUGGUAGAUGGAUAAGGAUGGGAAAAAGAUAAUGCUCUUUUUAACAAUGUAUUAGAUUGUGGUAUUUUUCAAUACGUAUAUCUAGGUUUUUAAUACUAUGGAAACUUUUAAACAUCAUAAGUGGCCUCAAUAAAUUUAAAUUUAAAUGAUCCUCAUACAUAGUUAAAGCUUUCAUUCAUAUUUCUAACUUUAGAAAUCACUGGCUCUGUAACCAUUGAAGUAAUAGGUGAUACAUAGUUAUAUUAUUUUGCUCCUCCUCUAACUUUUAUAACAACUGAUGAUUAUCUUUGUGGCUCUUAUUUAAAAAUGACCAAGGUUGAAAUUUAUGGAUUUCCUUGCACUUCCACAUCUAUGACUAUAUCCAUUGGUACUCCAAUUUUUACUACAGUUUCUGGAAACACCCCUAAAUUUGGUAUUAGAGACUUUGAAGUAUUUUCAUAUUAGGAGAAUAAAAUAAUAAUAGAUGAGAGUCUUCUCCAUUUAGACGAUUAUAUCCUUGGAAUUGAAGGGAUUUUUUCUUAAUAGUACAAUUGUGUAGUAGGAUGUAGUAAUUGUAUUCGAGAGUUGUGUGUAGAAUGUUUUUCAGGAUGGAAUUUUGAUACUAAUUCUUAAGAAUGUAUACCAAUCUGUGGAGAUCAAUUGAUUUUAUACUUAGAAGUAUGUGAUGAUGGAAAUAUGGAGCCUAAUGAUGGAUGUUACUAGUGUAAAUUCUCUUGCCCACUAAAUUGUACUUUGUGCGAAUAUGGCUAAUGUAUCUACUGCGACAAUAAUUAUCAAUUAAUAGAUUCAUAAUGCCAUUUUUCUCUCUAAUUUGAGGAUGAGAAUAGUUUAAUUUAAUAUGAUAUUUAAAUCAACGAGGGACAAUAUAGUUAAAUCUCCAAUUUUUUGACAAACGCAUAUCUUUAGCAUGUCACUCUCAACAACAAUUUUAAAUUAGAAGCCCAUGGUAUUUAAUGUUAAAUUUAGAGUUAUGGCAUUUUUGCUUAUUAAUAUAAUUAAUGUGAGUAUAGAGAACCAGAAAAUUGUUUCAUCUCUGUCUUUAAUGAAUGUUAGAUUUGUACAAAUCAAUUUGAAAAGUCAUUCAAUGGUUAAUGCUUACCUAUUUGUAAUUAUGGCAUUUAUUUAGUAGAUGAAUUUCUUGAUAAUUCUCUCUAAAUUUAGCUGGAUGGUACUUCUUAAUGUAGUAGGUGCUAAUUAGAAUGUUUAGAAUGUCACAACUCAUAUUGCUUUUAAUGUUUAAAUGGAUGGAAUCUAGUAAAUUUCAAAUGUGAAUAGGAAUGUGGAGAUGGUAAAAUUGCUUUGGGUUCCUCUGAAUAAUGUGAUGAUUAAAAUGAAGAUAUAGGAGAUGGAUGCUACUAAUGUAAAUUUGAAUGUUAAUAUAAUUGCGUAUUUUGCUCUGGUCAUCUUUAAUGUGCAAUUUGUCAAGAAUAUUUUGAAAUUAAGGAUUAAAAUUGCAUUCCUAUUUGUGGAGAUGGAAAUGUUGUGGAAGGAUUAGAAAUUUGUGAUGAUGGUAAUGAUAUCCCGUAUGAUGGAUGUCAUAAUUGUUAAUAUUCUUGCAGAGAAAACUGUCAAAUUUGUGACCAUUAGAAUUGUUUAGAUAAAUGUGAUUAAGGAUAUUAUUACCUUGAUAAUAAAUGCAAUUCUAUUUGCGGUGAUUCAAUUGUUGCUGUUAAUGAAUAAUGUGAUGAUGGUAAUGAUGAUCCUUUUGAUGGCUGUGAUUCAUGUUUGCUUUCAUGCCCUUAAAAUUGUAAUUAUUGUAAGGAAGGACUUUGUUCAGAUUGUGAUAUAGGUUUUAAUAUGAUUAACAAUAAUUGUCAAGACACAUGUGGGAAUGGGUUUAAAUCUGAUAUAGAAUAAUGUGAUGACGGCAAUCACUUAAAUUUGGAUGGAUGCUCGGAUACUUGCGUAAUUGAAAUUUAUUGGACUUGCUUUGAAGAAGAUUUUAAAAGAAGCUCUUGCAUGUUAAAUAAACCUCCACAUUUUAAUUUAAUUUUCUUAAAUUAAACUUAUAAUGUAUAAUAUGUCUAAUUGUAAUUUACUAAUCAAAUUAAACUAUUAGAUUCCUCAUAAAAUUUAACUCAAAAUUUUAAGGCUUCACUUGUUGAUAUCGAUCCUUCUUACUAUAUUAUCAGUAAAACAUUAGUUAAGGAACCUGAUAGUUUUGGUGUUCAUGAAAUUAUUUAUUAAUUGCGAAUUGAAGUUUUAGAAUAAUUACAAAGUGAUAUUUUACUCUAGGUUUAAUUAAAUACAUUAUUAGUUGAUCAAAAUGAUUUUUAAGUCGAUAAUGACAUUUGUACAAUUAAUCUCAAAAAUCCUAUAGUUUUGACGGAUGCAUAGAAAUAGAUUUCCCAUAAAAUAAGCUCCUAUAAUUCAACUAUACUCAUAUUCCUUGGAAUAUCAAGUAUGAUUAUUUUGAUAUCUGGUAAUCCUGCAGAAUGUUUUGAAAUCUUGGAUACAAUUUAAUAUUAAUCCAAUUUAAAAUUUAUCAACAUAAAUUUCCCACAAAACCUAAUGAUAUACUUUGAAUCCUCGGAUGUUGUUACAAUUAUCCCUAUUUUAGUAAAAGUUGGAAUUUUUGGUUUAUUCCAAAAUGUAAUUGGAUCAUAACAAUUAGAAGCUUUUGGAAAAUUUUAAAGUUAUAACAUCAACUGUGAUUUAAUUAGUAAUUUAUAUGGAUUUUUUACUCAAUUGCUAUUAGGAACAAUAUUGCUUAUAUUAUCAUAUUGCUAUUUAAAAUACAUAUUCAGAGCUUGGUUUAUUCGAAUUAGAGUCCUUAUUUAUGCAAAUACUUCAAUUCUUGUUUCAUAUCAAUUUGCAUUUUUUAUCCACAUGUUUAAUAAAUUUAGUUUAGGAUUACUUAAGAUUUUAUCAUAACAAGGAAUAGUUUAUAUUAUCUAAAUGAAUUGUUGGGAUUUAACUUUCAAAGCUUUACUCUAUCUUUUUACUGAAAAAGAAAACAACCUAAGAAAUAUUGGAUAAACUAUAAUUGCUGUUUUCAUUUUAAUUGCAGUUGUGUGCUUAAUGUUUCUGUUUUUUUCGUGUUCAUUGUCAAAACUGAAACCAAACAAUUUUACAAAUUUUAGUCACGAAGGCUUGCUUAUUUCAAAGAAAUUUUUAAUUUUGUUAAUGUUAAUAGGAUGUUAAAGAAACCCAAUUGUGCAAUGUGUUAUUAUUGCUUUAAUUAAUACUUUAUAUAUCACUUUGAUACUAACUUGUAAAAUGGUUAAUAAUAAAAUCGAUUUGAUAGUAAUUCUCAUUUUUGAGAUCCCUAUUAUUCUUGUUACAUUGCUUAAUCUUUCUUUUGAUUCAAAUAUUGUUAAAUUUAUUAGUUCAGAAGUUUAAGUUUGGAUAGGGUUUGUUCAAAUUGGUCUUAUGUCUAUUGGAAUUACAGCGCCAUUGACUAAAUAUGUCUCAGAAAUUAAGUAUAAAAUAAAUUAGCUAAUAGAAAAAUGGAAGUAAGAAAAAAUCAAAAAACUAGAAAAACAGAGUCAAACUACAAAUUUAUUUAUUUGAAUGAAAUUUAUAGUAUUCACAACACUACUAAUUUUAAGACUCUAAUUUCAUAUUUCAUAUUUCAUAUAUUUAAUAUUAACUGA